Molecule: messenger RNA, 1508 nt
Organism: Neurospora crassa OR74A
Lineage: Eukaryota; Fungi; Ascomycota; Sordariomycetes; Sordariales; Sordariaceae
Exons: 3
Coding region: 264-1067 (267 amino acids)
Source: RefSeq, a predicted model, not a curated record
GAAUGAGCAGGGUUGCAUCUCAGUUUUGCAUAUACAUAGGUCUACCACCUGGAUGCUUCCGUCUGGAACUCAAUUACACUCUCCCUCACAACUUCAGUGAGUUGCUGAUGCUGACCGACUUCGUACCUACGGAAGCCUCCGUCAUCGAGUAAGAGUCGCAGAGACCGGACGGGCUGACAGCACGCUCAUCUCCAGCUCAGGUCUUAUUGAGCCCUUUCGAACCACAUUCCUCUUACCAACUUUAUUCGUUCCAACUUCGGAGCAUGGAGACGGGAUUUGCCGCCAUGGGUAAUCAGCAAUUGUAUUCCCGUUUUGGGACAACAUGGCAAGCCUUUGUGCUUUCCUUCCUGGUCUUCUGGUUAUCGCAGUCGCCCAUCGUCCACGCGCAACAGCCAUUCAUGCCGGUUGAAACAGCGAGGGCACUCAGCGGCAGCACACUCGAAGGCAACGUCUUGGAAAAACGGCAGGCAUGCAUCUCCAACUUCUUCAGCUGCUCGGGAGUAGGAGCUGCUUUCAGCGACGUAUGUUGCCAGUACGGCUACACCUGCGCGCUUGAUCAGAACAACCAACCGGCUUGCUGUCCAGUAAAUGCCAUCUGCACCGGCACCGCUCCAGCCGGCGUCGCCGCCCCCAGCCCAACCGCGCCGGUUUCCUUCGUCGCCAACCCUUACUUUUCCUUCCCCUACGUCGCUACAUACUUCCCGGAUGCCGAGCAAUGCUCUUCAGCCGUCAGCCAAUGCAGCGCCAACUACGUUGCCUGCAGCGACAAGCUGGACGGGCUAGGCGGUCAGUACGGUGUCACCAUUGUGGUGCCCGGCGGCGCGGGAACGACCGUGGGCGUUAAUGUCGGGACCACGGUCGGGCUUGAGAGUGCUUCUAGGAUUUGCAGCAGCUUGUCAAGCGUUGCUUGCCACGGUUUGGAGAAUAAUAUGUGCUCUAUGACCGCCACAACCGCCAGUGGCUUCUACUUUGGCACGGGUGCCCCUAACAGGGCAUCCUCGCGCAGAGGCUUCACCGGCCUUCUUGUCGCUGCUGGUGUGGUGGCGACGGUGUCGGCUCUUCUCUAAUUCUGCGCUCUUUGGAGGGGCGCUAACCCCUAGCAGUAUUGCGCAAAUCGGUGACGGACACUUGAGUGGAAAAUAACGAAUGGAGUGAUCAGAAGUGUGAAGGCCGGAAUUUCUCCUUCCCUUUGCGAGUGAUGAUGUCAACGAAGCCAUGAAUGAUAUCAAGAAGCCAUAGGAUUAUUCUGUCUUGAUCUGCACGUAUGCAAUCAUGAUCAGUAACGUCUCGAAUGUAUAAACGAUUCGCACAAUUGACGGGGCAUGGAGAAGGCUGUUGGAGACAUUGAUUGAAAACCAAGCAGAAAAGGGUCACAAAAUCGAGUGCAGUGAAGUCACGUUGAGAGGGAAAUUGAGCGCCCAAAAUAUACAUCGCAAUGCAUGAAGCCAAAGCAAGCCCGUCGCACAGAAACAAACAAACAAACAAAAAAAAAAAAAAAAAAAAAAAAA